This is a messenger RNA of Solea senegalensis (Senegalese sole), 3805 nucleotides long. RefSeq names its product BAF chromatin remodeling complex subunit BCL11B a (gene bcl11ba). Gene Ontology annotation, biological process: positive regulation of transcription by RNA polymerase II. NCBI's taxonomy places the organism in Eukaryota, Metazoa, Chordata, Actinopteri, Pleuronectiformes, Soleidae. The transcript has 3 exons. The record is from RefSeq and is a predicted model, not a curated record. Bases 1193 to 3715 code for a protein of 840 amino acids. Gene Ontology annotation, molecular function: RNA polymerase II cis-regulatory region sequence-specific DNA binding; DNA-binding transcription factor activity. Gene Ontology annotation, cellular component: nucleus.
AAAAAAAAAAAGUGCACAAAGGCUCUGGUCUGAGUGUCCAGCAUCGCGUGGAUCAUGUCCACGCAGAGUCGUGGGUCAUUUUCACGCCAAAAAAACCCCCAAAACCCGCUGUUGUGAGACUGUGCCGGGACAGCGAGGAGAAGGAGGAGGAGGGAGAGAGUCUGACCACUACAGCCUACUGCUGUGCGCGCCACGCGCCCGAGUGUUCGGUGUGUGCGAGGGCGUGAGAGUGUGUGUGUGUGUCAGUGUGUGUGAAAGCCACCACUAGUCGCCCCCAGUGCUCUUCAGUCUCCACUCUCCCUUCUCACCGCAGACUGAACGUCACGUCCGCACUUGAACUUGAGUUUUCUCCCAUUGUAGAAGCCAGAGAGCCGCACACAGCCGCACACAACCGCACACAGCCCGGGGACGCAUGCGGGGACUCUGCAGCUCCAGCACAAAGACCAAACAGUGUGGCAGUGUGUCCUCACACCAGCGCCGGGCUUUGACUUGAAGAGUUUAAGUAGAACCCACCCGCCCAACUGGCACUGGCUGUGCAGCAGAAGAAGUGCCCACAACCGCUUGGCGACUCCCCGAGGUGCCGCGCGGAACAGUUUUUUAUUGAUUUAUUUUUUUAUCACACUUUUCCAGGUAACUUUCAGGUGUGUCCGAAAGGGGCCACGCAGUGUCCAAGGUGGCCGGAGAGUGGACACAGGUAGUGACCCAGCACCGGGAGCUGAGCGCCGACCUCCCGCGCCUCGCCGCUUCUCUUCGCUCCGCUGCACUCCUCUCUCCGCUACUCUCCUCUGACAUAUGGACUGAAAGCAGCCGCGGCAGAGCCGGACUACUGUCUCACCGCAGCCGCAGUCACCGCCGCCGCGACCCAACAAGGGAGGAGGCGCACCACCACUUUGGCACCGAGCUCCCAGCGAGCGCACGGCCGCUCACCCGGGAAGAGCACAGCCGUUACCCGCUGCUGCUGGAGGGACAUCCACUGGAAAGGGGUCACUGCGAGGGCCACGUUUUGGGCCAGUGCAGAGGCAGAGUCGGUGCCUGGUGGCCAACGAGCGCUCGGUUUUGGGGCCAGAUUGCGGUCGGCAUAGAGCAGCAGCAGCGGCAGCAGCAGCAAGAGAAGGAGCAGGAGAAAGUGGAGGAGGAGAACCGACCCUUCCAGCGCUGCUCUCCAGGCGAUGCCAGUGUAAAUGCCAGGGCGAUGUCCCGACGCAAGCAGGGGAACCCGCAGCACCUGUCCCAGAGAGAAAUAACACCUGAGAUCGAGCACCCAGAUGGCAGCCUGCUCUCUGACUCCUUGCUCCCGCAGCCUGGUGGUCUACCUCCCCACCCGCUGGAGCCUGUCCUGGCCCACGCACUGCCGCCUGGCUUUCACGCCGACCACGAUCUGCUGACCUGUGGGCAGUGCCAGGUGACCUUCCCGCUGGGCGACAUCCUCCUCUUCAUUGAGCACAAGAAGAAGCAGUGCCAAAUGCCGCUGUUGGCCAAUGGCUGCUAUGACAAGAUGAGUGAUCGGGAAGGAGGGAGUCCCACUCUGCAGGGCCUUCAUCACCUCGGCGGGCAGCGGGUGGAGAUGAGAAAGGUGGUGGAGCCGGUGGAGAUCGGCAUCCAGGUGACACCAGAGGAGGAGGAGGUGGGAGGAAGAAGAGGGGAAAGAGGUGAGAGGGAGCAGAGGACGCCCAAAGGAAUUUGCCCCAAGCAGGAAAACGCACUGGCAGGUGGUAGGGAUGAGCCUUCCAGCUACAUAUGUACCACAUGUAAGCAGCCCUUCCCGAGUGCCUGGUUCCUGCUGCAGCAUGUCCAGAACACCCAUGGAAUUCGAAUUUAUCUUGAGUCCAAUCCCUCAAGCACUGCCCUCACCCCACGCAUCUCAAUGCCUCCACCUAUGGGCAGUGACUCCAUACCACAAUCCCCCCUUGCCAACUUUCUUGGUGACAACAAUCCUUUCCACCUUCUAAGGAUGACAGGUCCUCUGCUCCGUGAGCCUCCCCCAGGCUUUGUGGAGAACCGCCUUCCCAACACGCCUCCAUUUGUCAGCCCUCCACCCCGCCACCACCUGGACCCCCACCGGCUGGAGCGCCUUAGUGCAGAGGAAAUGGGCCUCAUCUCCCAGCACCCUAGUGCCUUUGAAAGGGUGAUGCGGCUAACGCCUAUGGCCAUGGAGUCCCAAUCCAUGGACUUCUCCAGACGGUUACGUGAGUUGGCGGGUAACAACAACAGCACCACACCACCGUUGUCACCCAGCAGGGCCAACCCUAUGCACCGACUACUAAACCCCAAUCCCUUCCAACCUGGACCAAAAUCUCCCUUUCUUAGCACCCCCCCCUUACCGCCGAUGCCCCCAAAUAGCACCACCCCUCCCCAGACACAGAACAAGGUCAAGUCCUGUGAGUUCUGCGGUAAGACCUUCAAGUUCCAGAGCAACUUGGUGGUGCAUCGGCGCAGCCAUACCGGAGAAAAACCUUACAAGUGCCAGCUGUGUGACCAUGCCUGCUCUCAGGCUAGCAAGCUGAAGCGCCACAUGAAGACCCACAUGCACAAGGCAGGAUCCCUGACAGGGCGCUCAGAUGAUGGUCUGUCUACUACAAGCUCCCCAGAGCCGGGAACCAGUGAUGUCACAGGUGAGGGCAUGAAGAAUCGAGAUGGGGACUUCCAGGGGGAAGGUAAUGAGGAGGAGGAAGAGGAGGAAGAAGAAGAGGAACUUGAGAAUGAGAGUCGACCAGAAUCCAACUUCAGCAUGGAAUCUGAGUUCUACCGAAACAGGGAAAAUGGGUCUAAACAACUGACAGAGGAGAAAUCAUCACAUCACGCUCUUAACAAGAUGGUAGAAGGUGGGGGGCUCAACUCUAUACAACAGUACAAUAAUUUGAUAGUUGACAAUCGUAAAAGAAUGCCCUUCUCCAAGCAGGGCUCAGAUGGACUGCGGGACACUGGGGAUGAAGACUCAGUGGCUGGGGAAAUGGACCACCAGCAGCAGGAACAGAGGACCACCAUUAAUGGACGAAACUGUGGCUCUGGUGACUCUUUCUCAGGCCUCUUCCCCCGUAAGCCCACCCCCAUCACCAGCCCCAGCCUGUCCAACUCUUCCAAUAAGAGGAUCAAGAUUGAAAAAGACUUGGACAUUCCCCCAGCACCCCACAUUCCCUCUGAGAAUGUCUAUUCCCAGUGGUUGGUGGGCUACGCUGCCUCACGGCACUUCAUCAAAGACCCUUUCCUUGGGUUCACUGAUUCCAGACAAUCUCCGUUCGCCACCUCCUCUGAGCACUCGUCAGAGAACGACAGCCUGCGAUUCUCAACGCCUCCGGGUGAUCUGCUGGAUGGUGGCCUGUCGGGCCGCAGUGGCACAGCCAGCGGGGGCAGCACACCACAUCUGGGUGGGGGCCCAGGCCCUGGUCGACCAAGCUCCAAGGACAGCAAGCGGUGUGAUACCUGUGAAUAUUGCGGUAAGGUGUUUAAAAACUGUAGCAACCUGACAGUGCACCGGCGCAGUCACACUGGUGAAAGGCCCUACAAGUGCGAGUUGUGCAACUAUGCCUGUGCGCAGAGCUCCAAGCUCACACGCCACAUGAAGACACAUGGCCAGCAUGGUAAGGAGGUCUACCGCUGUGACAUUUGCCAAAUGCCCUUCAGCGUGUACAGCACUCUGGAAAAACACAUGAAAAAGUGGCACGGAGAACAUUUGAUGACCAAUGAGGUCAAAAUUGAACAGACAGAGAGAACCUAAAGAAGGUUCCCUAUUUCUGUACUUUGCGCCAGACUUUGACUUAAAAAAUAAACAAAUAGGGGAGCUGGAUACUCUUUUUCUGAAAUGUUA